Leptosia nina is the source of this 1359-nucleotide messenger RNA. The record is from the annotation of a GenBank genome assembly. NCBI's taxonomy places the organism in Eukaryota, Metazoa, Arthropoda, Insecta, Lepidoptera, Pieridae.
AUGGGUAUUGUGCGAUCCUUGGCCCUUUAUGGGGCCCCAAUUUGGGCAGACUCUUUGUCAAAUCGAGAUAUUAUUCUCUUGAGGAAGCCGCAGAGAACUUUAGCUAUCAGAAUUACUCGUUCAUACCGGACAGUUUCUUUUGAUGCAGCGUAUCUUCUUGCUGGAUCAUUGCCAUGGGAUCUAGAUGCAAGAGCUUUAUCGUCAUUAUUUCAUUGGGAAGAAGAGGUGAUUAAGAAUAGAGGCUUUCGUCUGGCUCUAAUUGAGAUGAACAGGGAAAAGGAUAAUUUGCGGAGAGAAGCUUUAGAAAUUUGGUCUGAGAGGUUGACGAAUGUUGAUUUUGGAUUAAGAACGGUUUCUGCGAUUAUGCCGGUUUUUGAUGCUUGGUUGACAAGGUGCCAUGGCUUUUUAUCUUUUCGUUUGGUGCAGGUGAUGACUGGGCAUGGUUCCUUUGGUAGGUACUUGUGUCGUAUUGGUAAAAGGCCUAAUGCGGCAUGCUACCAUUGCAGUAGUAAUGACGAUUCUUCGGAGCAUACAUUGGAAGCUUGUCCUGCUUGGUCUGUUGAACGCAAUGCUCUUUGUGCAGUUGUUGGCGGAGACCUCUCCUUACCGGCUGUUGUUCAUGCAAUGACUCAAAGUGAAAGACAAUGGAAGGCGAUGCUCGCUUUCUGUGAUACUGAGAUGUUGCAGAAAGAGAGAUUUAAACGUAUCGCUGCUAAUUGUAGUCGUCUAUUUGAUGGGGUCCAGUGCAGACCAGCUGCUGAAGCGGGCACCAACAUCACUCUGAGUUGUCCCAGCUAUGUCUUAUCCUUUGAUCCAACCAGAACCACUCAAAUCGCUUGCACGGACAGCGGAAUCUGGGCAGACGGCGGUGAAUCACCAGAUUACAGCAAGUGCUAUGACGACAAUUCAAAAUUGACAAACUUGACGACGGCGGGAUGGAUAAAUAUUGCCGGUCACGGUGUUUACACUAUCUUUACGCUGAUCACCUUGUUGACUAUCUUUUGCAAUUGCAUGGGGAUUACGUCGUCAAAUAAACGCUUCGACCUCGACGCAUAUCACGAAGAGAUGAAAGAGUGCCCACGACCAGGAAGAACAAUCUACUCACUGAAUGCCAGAACGCAAGCAACAUAUCCUGCUAAAACCGUUGUUUUUAAAUGCGGAGAGCACAUUCUAACAAUAAAUUCAGCUGAUGUCUUUGCACCGCAUAAUUUACCGCCCGCUUGUUUUCUAUCUCAUUCUAACUCGAUGAGUGAACGCGAGGAUGCGAUCUCGCUCCCGCUUGAGGCAACGUCUGCAUUCACCGGUACCGGUUCGGAGGCCCCUACCGCGGUUUCUCCGAGCCUUUUGUGUGAGAACUGA